CAACAGUGAGAGAUCGCUGUUCGUUGCUAUUUACAUUUGCAAUUGGAACAACAAAAUGUCACAAAAUUUAUACACACGACAAAUACAACGAAUAUUUAAGAUAUCAAAGAAUUAUAUUUUCCUUUGAUAAUUUAUAUUAUAGUGACCAUUUACGUAGUUUAAUGUGCAAUGUAUUGCGUUUUUGAUUUAAGAUUAAAGUUUAAGAUCAAAAUGCGUAUGUGUUUUAGUGAAUAAACAGUGGAUAUUAUGAACAAUUGGAAUGUAUAUUUUUAUAAAGUGGUAAUGACAUUUCGUAAUAAGGAUAUAAAUAUAUUUCUUAUUACAUUAAACACAUAAAAUAAGAAGUGUCCGCUAUAAUAAACGCCUAAAUAAUACGAAAUUAAAUAUAUAACCUCAAAAUGAGUUACAAUAAGAAAGUAUCAUAUUUUUAUAAUCCGGAUGUGGGAAACUUUCACUAUGGUCCUGGACACCCAAUGAAACCUCAUAGAUUGUCUGUAAUUCAUAGUUUAGUCCUUAAUUAUGGUUUACAUAAAAAGAUGCAAAUUUAUCGUCCUUAUCGUGCGAGUACUCACGAUAUGUGCCGGUUUCAUUCUGACGAAUAUGUGGAGUUUUUACAAAGAGUAACGCCACAAAAUUUACAAGGAUAUACAAAAUAUCUUAGUCACUUUAACGUGGGAGAUGACUGUCCUGUUUUUGAAGGACUCUUUGAUUUCUGUUCUAUGUAUACUGGGGCAUCCUUAGAAGGAGCAACAAAAUUAAAUAAUAAUUGUUGUGACAUUGCAAUCAAUUGGAGCGGAGGUUUACACCAUGCAAAAAAAUUUGAAGCUUCAGGCUUUUGUUAUAUAAAUGAUAUUGUAAUUGCUAUUUUAGAAUUAUUAAAAUAUCAUGCUAGAGUAUUAUAUAUAGAUAUUGACGUACAUCAUGGAGAUGGUGUACAAGAAGCAUUUUAUCUUACUGACAGAGUUAUGACAGUUUCUUUUCACAAGUAUGGCAAUUAUUUCUUUCCUGGGACAGGAGAUAUGUAUGAAAUAGGAGCAGAAAGUGGUAGAUAUUAUUCUGUAAAUGUACCAUUGAAAGAAGGUAUAGAUGAUACAUCGUAUGUACAAGUAUUCAAACCUGUUAUUUCACAUGUAAUGGAGUUCUUCCAACCAACUGCAAUUGUAUUACAAUGUGGAGCAGAUUCUUUAGCGAAUGAUAGGCUUGGAUGUUUCAGUUUAAGUACAAAAGGUCAUGGAGAAUGUGUCAAAUUUGUUAGAGACUUACAUGUACCUUUACUUACCGUUGGUGGGGGUGGUUAUACCCUUCGUAAUGUGGCACGUUGUUGGACCUAUGAAACAUCUUUACUUGUUGAUGAACAAAUCAGCAAUGAAUUACCUUAUACUGAAUACUUAGAAUAUUUUGCACCAGACUUUACAUUGCAUCCUGAAGUUGUCACUAGACAAGAUAAUGCAAAUAGUAAACAGUAUUUAGAGGCAAUAACUAGACAUGUUUAUGAUAAUUUAAAAAUGAUACAACAUUCGCCAAGUGUUCAAAUGCAAGACGUUCCAUGUGAUGCACUACCGCCAGAAGAAGAGAGGCAACCGGAACCAGAUCCUGAUUCGAGACAAAAUGUGCAAGACACGGAUAAAAUUAUUGAGCCAGCUAAUGAAUAUUAUUCAGGUGAUAAAGAUCAAGAUAAAAUGGAUGUGAGCGAAACAUGAUGAAGACAAAAGAAAUCGAAUUUUUCAAAUGAAUAAAAAUGAUAACUUCAACUCUCU
This is a messenger RNA of Vespa crabro (European hornet), 1757 nucleotides long. RefSeq names its product histone deacetylase 3 (gene HDAC3). Bases 399 to 1700 code for a protein of 433 amino acids. Gene Ontology annotation, molecular function: histone deacetylase activity. The record is from RefSeq and is a predicted model, not a curated record. NCBI's taxonomy places the organism in Eukaryota, Metazoa, Arthropoda, Insecta, Hymenoptera, Vespidae. The transcript has a single exon.